Messenger RNA from Propithecus coquereli (Coquerel's sifaka), 1093 nucleotides. It is a transcript of the gene RHOC, whose product is annotated as ras homolog family member C. The record is from RefSeq and is a predicted model, not a curated record. Gene Ontology annotation, molecular function: GTP binding; GTPase activity. The coding region runs from base 74 to 655 and encodes 193 amino acids. The transcript is spliced from 5 exons. Gene Ontology annotation, cellular component: neuron projection. Gene Ontology annotation, biological process: small GTPase-mediated signal transduction. Lineage: Eukaryota; Metazoa; Chordata; Mammalia; Primates; Indriidae.
GGGGCCCCUGGGGUCAGUCUCAGCCUCCGGCACCGGCCGCGCAGCUGGAGGCGGCGGAGCGGAAGCCCCAGCCAUGGCUGCAAUCCGAAAGAAGCUGGUGAUCGUGGGGGAUGGUGCCUGUGGGAAGACCUGCCUCCUCAUCGUCUUCAGCAAGGAUCAGUUUCCGGAGGUCUACGUCCCUACCGUCUUCGAGAACUAUAUCGCAGACAUCGAGGUGGACGGCAAGCAGGUGGAGCUGGCUCUGUGGGACACAGCAGGGCAGGAAGACUAUGAUCGUCUGCGGCCUCUCUCCUACCCGGACACGGAUGUCAUCCUCAUGUGCUUCUCCAUUGACAGCCCUGACAGCCUGGAAAACAUUCCUGAGAAGUGGACCCCGGAGGUGAAGCACUUCUGCCCCAACGUGCCCAUCAUCCUCGUGGGAAAUAAGAAGGACCUGAGGCAAGAUGAGCAUACCAGGAGGGAGCUGGCCAAGAUGAAGCAGGAGCCUGUUCGGUCUGAGGAAGGCCGGGACAUGGCGAACCGGAUCAGUGCCUUUGGCUACCUUGAGUGCUCAGCCAAGACCAAGGAGGGGGUACGGGAGGUAUUCGAGAUGGCCACUCGGGCCGGCCUCCAGGUCCGCAAGAAUAAGCGCCGGAAGGGCUGUCCCAUCCUCUGAGAUCCCCACGGCUUCCCUUACAUGCCCCCCUCUCUUCACAGGGGUGCAGAAAUUCCCCACCCCCCAACCCCAGCCUCUUAGGGCUCCAUGCUGAAGGCUCCCUUUUCAGUUCCCUCCUGCCCAGGACUGCACGGAAUUUCCCCAGCCCCAAGGUGGUGGUGGCGGGAGGCCCUCGCCCAGUCCCCUGGGAACCCAGGCCUCUGCCCUGCCCUUCCUGAGCAGAGCCCCCUGGGGCUCUUGCUCCCUUCGACCUUCCCCAAAGGAUGGUCACACACCAGCACUUUAUAUACUUCUGGCUCACAGGAGAGUGCCUGGGGUAGGGGACUUAGAGGGCAUAACCCAGAGUCCCAGGCCCCUGGGGUUUCUGCUUUGGGCAGGGGCCUUGUCUCUGACUGCACUUGGUGGGGGGCAUGAAUAAAGACCACAGGUUCCAGCAUG